GGUUUUAAACCAAUGAUCUCCACUGAACUUGUCCAGCAUGUUAGAGGAUCGACAAAGUGGAUGGUGUGUCACAGAUCCUAAACAAUUUCAAUUGGAAGAAUUUUUUUUUAACGGAAAUAAAGUUGCGUGAAAUCGCUUUCAAGUGAGUAAAUUGUUCAUAUACGUCCUUUAGCUGAAACUUUCGUGGGCACAUCGAAUACGGGUACCCGAACAUUCAGCAGAGUGAAAACAACACGAUAAGAGAGCCGGGAUUAGAAUAUACACCGUGGUUGUCAAAUUUCCUCGGGGUCCAAAGGUCGUGUGCGUUAUGGUUACUGGGUUUGGAGAUGACCCUGGCCGAGCGAGGUAUUUACAUACAAAAUUACAAAAACAUUAAAACUCCACGCAGGAAAAGGGGGACACUGCGAGCUCGCUUGACGAGGCCAGACCAGGUAAGUAUUCUCCGGAGGAGGGCGGGGUUACCUACGAACAGAUCUAGUUCCUCGUCUCGCUCCGCUGGACAGAUAAGAUAUAAGUAAAAAAGGUCUAUGCUGACUUCCUCGUGUUGUAUGGAUCUCGUUGGUGAGACUGUGUCGUGAGAUCUGCUAGUAUCCACAGCAAGGACGACUAUGUCGGUACCCGCUGUAGAGAAAGUGGAGCUUUCGGAGGCCCUCGGGAAGGUGAAUUCCCUGGGGGGUCUCCUCCACUGUGGGAGUUCCCCCAGCAUUGAGGGCAUGUCACUGACCGUACAGUAUCAGGUGAAUUUUGAUACCAACUUUGAAGACAGGAAUGCUUACGUCACAGGUGUGGCCAGGUAUAUCGAAGAAGCGACUGUACACGCUGACAUGAACAAGUUAAUAGAGGAAGCACAAGAGUAUGCCGUCAUGUUGUACACGUGGAGAUCUUGUUCGAGGGGUUUACCACAGAUACAAAGCAACAACCAGCCAAACAGGGAAGAGAUUUACACAAAAAUAGUGGAGGUCCUCGAGCCAAUGAUGUCCAAGCUAAAGGACUUCAUGAAGUUUACAACGAACAGUAUACACAAGUUUGGGGAGGAAAUCAAACGGCUGUGCCACCCCGCCAGGAAAAAUGAUUUUAUUUCGGAGGCAUAUUUGCUGACCAUUGGAAAGUUCAUCAACACUUUUGCAGAGCUGAAUGAACUAACCAACAUGAAGGCUAGCGUCCAGAACGAUUAUGCUGCGUACAGGCGAGCUACUCAGUUCUUAAGACUGAUGUUGGACCCUCAGGCUCUAGCCGAGUCUCAGAAUCUGUCCUUGUUCCUGGCAACUCAAAACAAAAUCCGGGAUCUGCUGAAGCAGGCGUUGGAGACGACCCCGGGGUACGAGGAACUGCUGGCGGACGUGGUCAACAUCUCGUUACACAUGUACGAAAACAAGCUGUUCCUGGAGCCAGGCGAGAAAAACAUGUUAAUUAAGGUGAUGGCUUUUGGUCUUUUUCUAAUGGACAACAAAGAAAAUAGUAUCUACAAAAUGGAGAGCAAAAAACGACUCAACCUGUCUAAGAUAGACAAGAUACUCAAGCAAAUGGACGUUGUGCCCCUGUACGGUGAUAUGCAAAUGAAGCCGUAUUUCUAUAUAACAAAGAGCCAGAACUUUGACUCCUCGAGGUGGAGUCAUUGUGAAUCAUCCCAGCCGAGCCCCCAGUCCCAAAUCCUGUCCAGUUUGGAAUCACUCCGAGAGAGUCACACGGAAUAUGUGUCAGAAUUAGCGCGGCGGAGCAAUGAAAAAAUGACGUCCUCUGACAAAAGCCCAGUCACCGACGCAGAAAACAAGGAGAUGUAUGACCUGGCACUGCGCGGAUUGACCCUGUUGUCCUCCUGGACUCAAAGGGUCAUGGAACUGUACUGCUGGAAGUUGUUGAAUCCCACGGACACACACACCACUCCUGAUUGUCCAAAGGAUGCUGAGGAAUAUGAAAGGUCCACCCGUUACAACUACAGCAGUGAGGAGAAGUUUGCUGUGGUGGAAGUGAUCGCCAUGAUUAAGGGGCUACAACUCUUGAUGGCUAGGAUGGAGCCCGAAUUUCUCCCUGCUAUCAGACGACACAUAUACUCCUCACUCCAAGAUUUCGCCCAGAUAUUUCUACGAGAGCCUUUACGACGAGCAGCGAAAAAGAAAAAUGAUCUCCUUAAAAUGGUAAUAUUGUCUGUCCGGGAUUCGUGUAUAGAUUGGAAGGACGGCGUAGAACCCGAGUCGGAUCCGGCGAUCAAAGGAAAGAAGGACCCGGAAACUGGAUUCCCGAUAUCCGUACCAAGGAAAUGUGUGGCCCCAUCCGCGACCCAGCUGUACAUGGUGAGAACAAUGCUGGAGUCCAUCACAGACCGCAGUACUGUGGGGGUGAAGAGGUCAGUCAAGAAGGAACUGGAGAGUCAACAAGUGACCGCCAUCAACCAGUUCCUGAAGCAGUCCUUCUACUGGAACUACCUCCUCAACUUCAAUAAGUCGCUUCAUGCCUGCGGUGAUCUCUCACAACUGUGGUUCAGAGAAUACUUCUUGGAGAUGACAAUGGGAAAGCGAAUACAGUUUCCGAUCGAAAUGUCCAUGCCCUGGAUUCUGACUGACCAUGUUCUAAAUACCAAAGAGCCUUCAAUGAUGGAGUACAUACUGUAUCCCCUGGAUCUGUACAAUGAUAGCGCCCAAUACGCCAUCAUGAAAUUCCACAGACAGUUCCUUUAUGACGAGGUGGAAGCAGAGGUGAAUUUGUGUUUUGACCAAUUUGUGUACAAACUAAGUGAACAAAUGUUUGCCUAUUAUAAACACCUUGCGGGUAGCAUUAUGCUGGACAAGAGCUUUCGAGCAGAGUGUGCAAAAAAGGGACACAAGAUUCCAUAUCCAGUCGCAAAUCGGUAUCAUACCUUAUUAAAACAACAGCAUGUACAGGUACUCGGUCGAUCCAUUGACUUGAAACACCUAAUUGGUCAGCGAAUCAACGCUUCCCUACUGAAAUCUUUGGACAUUGCCAUAUCGAGGUUCGAGGCUGGUGAUUUGACAGGCAUUGUGGAACUUGAAAAACUCAUUGAAGUCAACAAGUUGACCUAUAAACUGAUGAAAGACUUGCUUCCAUUGGAUGAUUUUGACAGCAUGUUGAACGAAGCAAACAACAAGGUGACUGGUCCGUUUGGACGUAUCACUCUUCACGUGUUCUGGGAAAUCAACUAUGAUUUCUUACAGCAUUACUGUUACAAUGCCGCCACAAACAGGUUUAUCAAAGCAACGUUUUUGAUUGCGCCUGAACAGUGUGAUCGAGAGAAGGCACCUAGUCCAUCGCAUGCCUUUUUGUGGGGAACGAAGGCUCUGACAACAGCGUAUAGCAGCAUCUUUAAGCCGUUCCACGGAUUCAUAGGGCCACCUCACUUCCGGUCUCUAUGUCGUCUGAUCGGUUACCAUGGAAUAGCUCUGGUUGUUGAGGAAUUACUCAAAGUUGUGGAAAAUAUUCUGAAGGGUACUUUGUUGGAUUACGUCCAGGCUCUAAUGACUUUGAUGCCGGAGAAAUGUAAACUGCCAAGAUAUGAUUAUGGAUCCCCAGGUAUUGCACAGUUUUACAGCGAAAUGUUGAGCGACAUAAUUCAAUAUCCGGAUCUUCGCACCGACGUCUUUCAAAGUUUCCGCGAAAUCGGCAACGCCAUACUUUUAACAUUACUGAUGGAACAGGCAUUGACACAGGAAGAGAUGUGCGACUUAAAACAAGCUGCCCCGUUCCAGAACGUGAUUCCAAAACCAUUCAUCCCAAUUAAAGAGGGAGACGACAGAAAGCAAAAGGAAAAGGAGCUACGUGAGGCCUUACAAGCGCUAGAGACCAAGUAUGCCUCACAGCAAAUCGUUCCGGUCAUCGGCCGUUGUGGUAAUGCCCAGCAAUCGGAUUUGGUGGCUUCGUGUGAUCUGCUGACCAGAGAACGGUUGUGCUGUGGCUUAUCAAUGUUUGAAGUCGUCCUCAACAAGAUCAAAACAUUUCUGGAGGAUAAGACGUGGCAUGGUCAACAUCCCAAAAAUGACGUCAUCAACAUUGACGAGUGUACUGAAUUCCACCGACUGUGGAGCGCCCUGCAGUUUGUGUACUGUAUGCCAAUCCGGGAAAAUGAAUAUUCCAUUGAAGAAUUGUUCGGGGAGGGCCUGAACUGGGCAGGUUGCGCCCUCAUUAUCCUCUUGUCACAGCAACGGAGGUUUGAGGCGCUGGAUUUCUGUUACCACGUUCUCAAGGUCAACAGGGUGGACCAGAAACAGGGUACCAUAAUGGGCCACCAACUCUCCAGCCUGGUGGGACGAAUUAGAUGGUUCCAGGUUCUCAAUACACAGAUAUUUGACAUCUUCAAGAAAUACUUAAAUGCCAGUGAACUACCGGAGAACGCCGUAGAGAACAUUACGUGCUUCACCCCGCCCAUUCACCCAUCGUUACUUAACAACUAUAUAGAUUCGCAGAUCAAAGAGACCAUUCCUCUAAAGGAGGGAUCGGAUACGUACAACACCUGGUUGAAUCCACCGGUCCCAAUCUACUUCCAGAUCUAUGUUUUAGAUCUACAGAAUCCAAUUGAGGUGGUGAAACACGGGGCCAAGCCAGCGUUCACAGAAAAAGGUCCCUACACUUACCGAGAACAUAGACAGAAGUGGCAGAUUUCCCAUUUUGAGAAUGGAACACUCUCCUACAGAGAGAACAGGAGCUUUGUCUUUGAGAGGGAGAAAUCUUCAGGAUCUCACGAAGAAAAAUUUACCACUGUCAAUCUCAUCAUGGUGACCAUUGCUGAAAUCAUCAGAAGAGAAUAUUCCUGGAUUCAAGAGCUGGUGGAGCUGGUGUUAGACUGGGGGGACGACAGUAACCUCUUUACGAAGCUGUCUGUCAAAGAAAUCAUGUGGGGAUACGAAGAUCCGUUACUGAAGAAAGUCAAGGCCAUAUUGCAGAAAUAUGUCAAUACAACCACAUUUGAUGACAAAUUUGGUUUGUUUUACAAUCAAAAUGGUUCAGAUGAUGGGUUGUAUACAAUUUAUUCAGGAAUAAAGUCUUGGGAAAACUUUGGAAUGAUACAGCUGUGGAAUAAAGAAAGUUCUUUAAAGUUCUGGACCACACCGCAGUGCAAUAUGAUAAAUGGAUCAGAUGGGACAAUAUUUCCACCUUUUGAGGAUAAAGGAAGAACAUUGUAUAUAUUUUCAUCUGACAUUUGCAGAUCUAUAUACACUGUGUAUCAGAAACCGGUGACCUUGAAGGGCAUUGAUUUGAUGAGGUAUGCGGUUCCCCCGAAGGUGUUCUUGAACCACACCCUGAACCCAGACAACCAAGGGUUCUGUACCCCAAAGGGUGUCUGUCUUCCUUCUGGACUCCUGAACGUCAGCUCCUGUAGACAAGGAGCACCUGUCAUUAUGUCACAGCCCCACUUCCUGGCCGCAGAUAAAGAGAUGGUGCAAGACAGAGUAAUCGGAUUGGUUCCUGAUCCAGAACAACAUGGGACCAUUCUGGAUGUAGAACCUAAAACUGGGGUGGUAAUGAAUGCCCAGAAGAGAUUACAACUAAAUGUUUACAUCAGGAACGUCUCUCAUAUUAGGGAUACAGCUAACAUUGAUCACAUAUACUAUCCUGUUAUUUGGUUGAAUGAGAGUGCCUUAAUUGAUGAUAAAAGUGCUAACAAGUUCAAAAAUCAACUACUUAUGCCCAUCAAGUUAACAAAAGCUGCAGAGUAUGGACUUAUUGUACUGGGAGCCUUUAUGCUGAUCUGUACUGCAGCACUGUUCAUUAAACAAAAAGUUUCAAGCAAGCCAGAAGAUGAUCUUGUAGAUGUUAAUCAAUGUAACACAAACUCGGACAGACACCCCAUUCUUAAUUAGGACCGGGGACUGAAAGAAAUGUAGCUACUGUGAGGACUUGAACAAUGUUGGGUUAACUGCUUACUUUUACAAUUAAUAUAUGCAAUGAAAAAAGGGAACUGUACAUAUAGUUCUUUUAUGUGCAUAAACAUAAAGCUAAGCCACUUUUGCCAUGACAUAUUUACUAUUAUGUUCUAUUGUUGCAUUGUCAACAUAUAUGUGAUGAUAUUUUACACACCUGUUUUGUGAGCUGUUCAUUUAUUUGGCAUUUGUAUAAUAAUUUUUAUUAUUGCUAAACAUGUUUCUGUUAAUGAACACGAUAUCACCAUAUAACAAACUUUUGGUCAAUUUUCUCCGAUUGAUCAAUGUCAACUUUUUGGAGAAAUACCUAUUUUCUUACUGUGCCUUUUAAAUAUGGAUGAUUUAUGAUGGUGCAUGCUAAUUAAUGAAAUUUAUUGAUUUUGUUUGCAAAAAAUAUUGUCAAUGCUGAAGAAAGAUGUUUGUGCAUUAAUUAGUUUUCAGUCUUGGUAUUAAACAUUUUCAGGUUGUUAGCCUACCACAAAUCAACAUUGCCUUUUUCAUUUAAUAUAUAGCAUAUGUAUAAACUUGCGGAUUUUAAAUAUGCUAUUUCAGAUGUAAGGCUUUUGGAUUUUGUGCAGUUAUGCUUUCAAUAAUAUUUUAACUGUAUAGCAGUUGAAACUGAAAAUUAUACCCAAGAGCAGUACUGUAUUUAGAAAAGUUUAGUAAGCAGAUUUGUUUGCAGUUAGAUUUUAUAUUGACUAUAGAUUUUGAGACUGAAAUAAUUAUACAAAUGAUAUUAUAGAUAAGGAAUUUAUAUUUUGAACAUGUUUUUUUUCCCAUAAAUGCUCAACAUUUGCAUGAAGAAUGCUUUCAUAUAUAUUUUUUGCAGGCCAAUGUCUAGUCAUUAUAUGUGACAGCUAAUCAAAGAUAUCCUCCAUUAUUUUGCUAUGUAUAUGUUUUUAUGCAUCCAUGACCCUGGUACAUGUAAUUUGCUUUUGGUUCGUUUUUAUGUCUUGUCUAAAUUUUGCUCUCCUAGAUUUGAACUAAAUGUAUGUCAAUGAAUCAAAUUCAGAUUGAGCGAGCAGUAUUAAUUGUUUUAAAUCUAAGUUGAGAAUACUUUCAAUCCAUGUUGUUAAUAGGGUAUUUUAUUUCAUCUUCUGUUACUAUUGCUUAUUUUUUAUAUUUGUUUACUGACAGAACUUAAGGGGAAAAUAAUUCAAUAAUUCUAUGGGUUGAAAAUAUUGGCUUAGAAAGUACUGUGUACUACCGAAGUUUAAUAUCCCUGGUGCAUCUGUCGAAAAAAGGGUAUUUUGCUUGUAAAUACAAUUCUGUGUACAAUGAAUCAUUGUAAUUGCAUCAUCAAUGUCAGUGAUGAUGUCAUUACAAUAAUUUAUGUGUAUCAUAAUCCUGCUGAUAAUCAUUCUUAAUGCUUUUACAAGUUUUGCAUCAGAUAGACUCUGUUUUAUGUGGCUUGGAGACAGUUAUAUAUAUCACUUGUUUAUUUGUCAAAUAUUAAUUAUUCUGUGUAACUGAUCAUGCGGCCAAUAAAACAACAAACGCAA
Magallana angulata is the source of this 7372-nucleotide messenger RNA. RefSeq names its product cytoplasmic FMR1-interacting protein 2-like. The record is from RefSeq and is a predicted model, not a curated record. The transcript has 41 exons. Lineage: Eukaryota; Metazoa; Mollusca; Bivalvia; Ostreida; Ostreidae. Gene Ontology annotation, biological process: axon guidance; regulation of actin filament polymerization; cell morphogenesis. Gene Ontology annotation, cellular component: membrane; synapse; neuron projection. Gene Ontology annotation, molecular function: small GTPase binding; RNA 7-methylguanosine cap binding. Bases 609 to 5810 code for a protein of 1733 amino acids.